Didymodactylos carnosus is the source of this 327-nucleotide messenger RNA. The record is from the annotation of a GenBank genome assembly. Lineage: Eukaryota; Metazoa; Rotifera; Eurotatoria; Philodinida; Philodinidae.
AUGUUUACAUUUAAAACUAAAAACAAAUCAACCAAAGCAUCGAAGAAGGAACAACAACAACAACAGUCACUGACUCUUCUAUCAACUACAACAUCAAAUAGUGAUCAUAACAAUAACAAUCACAACCAGAAUGAAUCACAAAAAAUAUUACAUAAUGUUCCCAGUGUAUCAAAAAUCGCACCAAUUCCAUCGAAUCAGUCCAGUAGUGUUUUACCGAUCUUAAGUUUGGACGGACGAGAUUAUGCUCAUGCGAAUAAUACAAAUAAUGAUAAUGAUAACAACCGUGAACAAACAAAUGGGAAUCAUUCAUUACCGGUGAGAGGAUAG